Encephalitozoon cuniculi GB-M1 is the source of this 423-nucleotide messenger RNA. RefSeq names its product U2 snRNP complex subunit BUD31. Lineage: Eukaryota; Fungi; Microsporidia; Unikaryonidae. The transcript has a single exon. The record is from RefSeq and is marked provisional. Gene Ontology annotation, cellular component: nucleus; spliceosomal complex. The coding region runs from base 1 to 423 and encodes 140 amino acids. Gene Ontology annotation, biological process: mRNA splicing, via spliceosome.
AUGCCGAGAAUUCCAGUCAACCCGCCAAAGGAAUUUGAGAAGGUAAGGGGGUUUCUGGAAAAGAUGGAGGCUGAGAUGCGGCAGGCAGAGAAUGCACCUCUUGCUCCAAGUCCUCCAGAAAACUACUGGCCCAUAUUCCAGCUUCAUCACCAGAGAUCCAGAUAUAUAUACAAUCUUAAGAAAAGAGGCGAGAUCAGCACAAAACUGUAUGGGUAUCUUUCGUCCAAUCGGUUUGUCGAUCACGAGCUGGCUUGUUAUUGGGACAGAGUGGGAUAUGAAACCCUAUGCUGUCUCAGAUGUAUUCAGCCUAUCGAUAGCAAGCAUGGAAAUGUAUGCAUAUGCAGAGUGCCGCAAAGAAACAUUGAUGUUAGCCAGGCUCUGAAAUGCGACAACUGCGGGUGCAGAGGAUGUUCCGGGUACUGA